AUGACAGAGGAGCCUCAGCUUAGUGCCUCGUUGCUUAGGUUAAAGUUAUUGGAUGCUUUGAGAAGUGGAGACACCCUGAAAAUCGAUGCUAUUAUAAACGAGUUGAAUACUGCCAAGGCCACUAUUCAUAACAAGGACUUGAUACAAUUGAAAGAAACGAUUUUACACUAUGCUGUACAAGUUGCAACUUUGGGUACAUUACAAUACUUGAUUCGAAAUUCAGACAAGUUUGGGUUAGAUAUAAAUGCCCAAGAUCCUCAGGGAAACACUCCAUUGCAUUUGGCAGCGAUGGCGUCGAGACAGGAUAUAGUCAAGUACCUCUUAUCGUUGAGCAACAUUAAUGAUACAAUUGUCAAUUUGGAUAAGAAGCAACCAGUCGAAGUAGCCAAGGAUUUGAAUAUUGCCCAAUUAAUGCAAUUCGAAAGAGCUAAAUUUGUUGAAAAAGCCGCUAGCGACUUGAGAACCUUUUUCAGUAAUAGAGAUUUUAACAAUUUGGAGCAAUUAUUGGUAUUGAAUCCAAGAGCAUCUGAACUAUUGGAUAUAAACGGAGCUGAUCCUGAAACCGGUAAUACCGUAUUGCACGAAUUUAUCAAAAAAUCAGAUUUGCAAAUGUGUGAUUGGAUUUUACGGCAUGGGGGUGACCCGUUCAAAAGAGACAAGCGCGGGAAAUUGCCAAUCGAUUUGGUCAAUCCGAAAGAUGAGCAAUUGAAAAAACUCAUUAAAGCAGCCUCUAAAGAUCAAACAAUAAUGGAUCCAGUUGCCACUACAAAUGCCGCAAUAAAGACUGGGAACGCCCCAGUAUACAAGGGUUAUUUACGCAAGUGGACUAAUAUUGCGUCAGGAUACAAACUCAGAUAUUUUGUAUUGGACAAGAACGGAAUCUUAUCGUACUACACUAAUCAAGAUGACACUACUAAUGCUUGCCGUGGAUCUUUGAAUCUUGGUUAUUCAACAUUGCAUUUGGACUCUUCAGAAAAGAUGAAAUUUGAAAUAUAUGGCAAGAAUGGGCUCAGAUGGCAUUUAAAAGCUAACCAUCCAAUUGAAACUAAUAGGUGGGUUUGGACGUUACAAAACGCAAUUACAAUUGCAAAGGAUAACAUCAAAAAGAAAAACCAGCUGAAAACUGGAGUAGGCAACAACAACAACAACAACAGCAACAAUAAUAAUGAAAAACAUUCCUAUGAAGAAGGUAGAGAUGCUAAUUCUGCUGAAGACGACGAGUCUAUUGGAAAAAGAAGGCACCGUCUCAAGAUUCCAGGGAGAAGAAAGCACAAACGUAACGCUAGUAGUAUUUCUGGAACGUCAGUUGAAGGUACCCCUAACAACUUAUCUCGAUCAUCAACAAUAAAAAGUACCACGAAUGAGCUGACAGAUAAUGCAGUAGUGACUGGUGCUGGUGCUGGUGCUGGUGCUGGUGGUACUGCUACUCCUCGGUACUCUAUGAGCAAUGACCAUGAUUUACAGGACUCUGAUAAUGAAAACUUUGACUAUGAUGCUGACGAGUUAGAAGCAGAGGAUGAUGAGAGCGACACGGACUCGUCAAUUAAUACAAGUCAACUAAACGAUGACAUUGCAGCAACAAAGAGAUCUUUGCAAGUUGAGUUAUCUUCGUUGUUAGAAUUGUUUAGUCAAAUCAUGAGUAGCGACAUUUUUGAGCCAAACUCAAAACAAGCGGAAAUUUGCAUUGUUGGAAAUAACACUAUAAAGGCUGUUAAUAAUUUGUUGGCAAAAUAUACCACAAAUAUUGAGACUAGAGAUAACAAAUUGAGAAAAAAUUUGGAUAGACAAUUAGAAGUUAAUCAAUUAUGGGAAAGAUCUAUUAGACAACUAGAAAGAGAGAUUCAAAAUAGAGAGGAUAAAUUGGCUGUUUUUCAAGGGCAGAGAAAGCAAUUGAGAAAGUACUUUUCAAAUGCUCCUGCUGCUGUGAGGUCUAGUGGAACCACCACACCUGCUAUAGACACCAAAUUGUUGAACAACAAUAGCAAGAAUAGCAAUCCUGCCGCUGCCUCAAAGGAUGAGGUUUUGGGUGAGGAGCCAAGUAGAGAUCAAAUACAACAAGUGGAUUGCAAAUUGAACGAUAUUGAUCAAAAGAAUCCUGUAAUUAAUUUUCAAGAUUCCGCUAUUCCUAAUAAUUUGAUUGGAGAACUUUUGGGUGAUGAUUCUGAAGACGAAUUCUUUGAUGCCGAUGAAUUCGAGGACGAAGAAGAAAAAGAGGAGAAGAGUGAGGAGAAUGAUGUACCUGUGGGAGAACAUGAUCCAAUAUCUACCAAUACUGGAAAUCAAUACCAAGACGAAAAGGCACCUUCAACUUUUGUUGAUGACGAAGGGGAUUUGAGCCAAGAAGUAUCUGGUCAGAGCGCACCAGUGGAAAAACUGUCUGUUGAUGCAGGCGAGGCCUCACCAUUCCCAUUAUUACAACAACAACAACAACAACAACAACAACAACAACAACAACAGCAACAACAACAACAACAGCAACAACAACAACAAAAUGCCCAAAAUAACGAAUCUAUUGCCUCUGAGAAAGAAUCACAAGGUGCUGUAGAUCAAAAUGUAGCAUCAAAAGCCCCAGGCGCAGACUCCACAACGAAAGAAAUACACAAUGGACUCAACUCUGUCCAGGGCAAAAUUCAAGAUCAACUAGUAGCUGAGGGUUCCUACUUGGGAUAUGAAAAUCCACCUCGAACAAAGCUAUCAAUGGAUGAGGACAAUAGACCUAAGAUUGGAUUGUGGGGAAUCUUAAAGUCCAUGAUUGGUAAAGAUAUGACAAGAAUGACAUUACCAGUUUCAUUUAAUGAACCAACUUCGUUGUUGCAAAGAUUGGCAGAGGAUAUUGAAUACAAUGAUUUAUUAAACAUUGCAGCUAGUUUUGAUGAUUCAACAUUGAGAUUGAUUUAUGUUGCUACUUUUGCAGCUACCGAGUAUUCUUCAACAAUCAACAGAAUCGCCAAACCAUUCAAUCCGUUAUUAGGUGAGACGUUUGAGUAUUCUAGACCGGAUCAAAACUAUAGAUUGUUUGUUGAGCAAGUAAGUCAUCAUCCACCAAUUAGUGCUUGUCAUGCCACCUCACCAAAAUGGGACUACUAUGGUGAGAACGCAGUGGACUCAAAAUUUUCAGGAAGGUCUUUUGACUUUAAGCAUUUGGGUAAAAUGUUUUGUGUAAUCCGUCCCGACAAACCGAUUAGAGACAAGAAAGGGAAUAUGGUGGAUGAAGAGUUGUAUAGUUGGAAAAAGGUUAAUACAGCAGUUGUGGGUAUUAUGAUUGGUAAUCCCACUGUGGACAACUAUGGUAAGAUGGUUGUGGAAAACCAUACCACUGGCGAUACAAUAAUUGUUGAUAUGAAACAAAGAGGAUGGAGAGCUUCAUCGGCGUAUCAAUUAUCGGGACAGGCAUUGGAUGCAAAUGGAACGCCGCAAUGGGCUCUUGGAGGUCACUGGAACUCGAAAAUUUUUGCCAAAAAGAUAACUAAAGAGUACCUAGAAGGUAAUGCUCAUAGAAAGAUGUCCAUCUUGGAAGAUCCAGCCAAGACUGCAGCUGCAAGCACUGAUCCAUAUUCCGGAUUGAAAUUCUUGGUUUGGCAAGUCACGCCAAGACCCAAGGUGCCUUUCAAUUUAACACAAUUUGCAGUGACGUUGAAUGGACUUGAUGAUAAUUUGAAGCCAUGGAUAGCGCCAACUGAUACGAGAUUAAGACCCGAUCAAAGAGAUAUGGAAGAAGGUAAUUAUGAUCGGGCAGCUGAUGAGAAGCAUAGAGUUGAAGUUAAGCAAAGACAAGCUAGAAAAAGAAGAGAUGAGACUGGGGAAGUAUACACUCCAAACUGGUUUGUGAAAAAGAAGCACCAUAUUACAGGUGAUGCUUAUUGGAAUUAUAAUGGGCAGUAUUGGCCCAAGAGGAAGAAUCAUGAAUUGGCUAACUGUGGAGACAUAUUUUAG
Molecule: messenger RNA, 3933 nt
Organism: Lodderomyces oxycetoniae
Lineage: Eukaryota; Fungi; Ascomycota; Pichiomycetes; Serinales; Debaryomycetaceae
Product: oxysterol-binding protein related protein
Exons: 1
Coding region: 1-3933 (1310 amino acids)
Biological process (GO): endocytosis; maintenance of cell polarity; piecemeal microautophagy of the nucleus
Cellular component (GO): membrane; cytosol; intracellular membrane-bounded organelle
Molecular function (GO): sterol binding; protein binding
Source: RefSeq, a predicted model, not a curated record